Purpureocillium takamizusanense is the source of this 6511-nucleotide messenger RNA. It is a transcript of the gene UFD4, whose product is annotated as HECT-type E3 ubiquitin transferase. The transcript is spliced from 6 exons. Lineage: Eukaryota; Fungi; Ascomycota; Sordariomycetes; Hypocreales; Ophiocordycipitaceae. Gene Ontology annotation, molecular function: ubiquitin protein ligase activity. Gene Ontology annotation, biological process: proteasome-mediated ubiquitin-dependent protein catabolic process; protein polyubiquitination. The coding region runs from base 379 to 6138 and encodes 1919 amino acids. Gene Ontology annotation, cellular component: nuclear speck. The record is from RefSeq and is a predicted model, not a curated record.
AUCCCAACACACCUCAAACCUCCAUCCCCUCCAACUCGCCCAUCCCAUCUAUCCCUCCCUCCCGUAUCUGCCCGCCCGAGCGACUGCCCUCGGAACGAGCAGCACCGACAGCCUCCCUACCCUCCUCGAUGAGCGCCCUCGUCGACCCUCGUGCACAGCAGCAGGCCACACAACGCGAUUAGCACCUACGUGCGCUAGCAGGAGGACUGAGAGGGGUCCCCCGUCACGCUCUCAAGAUACCGUCGUCCCGCGAUAUCGCCUCGCCCGCCAACCCCGAAGUCGCCGCCGCUCGUCGCUCCUGCUCGCUGCCGCCUCGUCCGUCCUUGGCCAUCUCGACGCUGAGUCCCGCGCCUGCCCUCCUGAUGGCGUAGUCCGGGCAUGGCAGAACGAACAUCGGCAGGCGAUAACGAAGCGCGACUUGCCUCGUCACCGUCGACAGCCCCUGCCGCUGCCGGCCCUACAAGAAUCACCAGGUCUUCCGCCCGCCAAGCUGCGAGCCAGGCGGCCCAAGCUUCCGACACGCCACCUGCACCCGCUCCGACGACCUCUUCUGCCGCCGCAUCCACGCCGCUGGCUCGGAAGCGAAAGGCGGCGACGGACAAGAGUCCCGCUACUCCAUCGCAACCAAACUCUUCGGGUCGACGGUCCAAGAGACAGAAGAUUCCCGAAGCCCCUGCGCCUGCCGCUCUGCCGGCCCCUCCCCCUACGCUCCUCACUCAUCCGCGCAGGAAGGGCAAGGCUCCAGCUUCAGCCGAUAUGGAUAGCGCAGAACGCAGCAGCUCCGGUGUGCCUGGCCCCGCAGAUGAGUCCCAGAGCACUAGCCAGGCGCCUGUCUCGAGUAGAAAAUCUGCCCGAAGUAAGAAGUCAACAUCGGUAGCUCAAGGCGAAGGUUCAGCUCCGACACCGGCACCGAGACGACCGAGACGGAACCCGAUCAUUAGCAAUGAUCCAGACACGGCCAUGAGCGGAACAGAUGAGAAUAACGACCCGGGCCCUCCCCCACCCCCACCGCCCGUCGAAAGUCCUGCCGAUAACGAUAGUGACGACCAUGAUGAGGACGACGAGGAUGCUGAAGAUCGGGAUCAUUUCGACGAAAACGAAGACGAGGAAGAUGAUGACCCCUUCGGCGGUUUCGGAGGUGCGGGCUUGUCCAACACCCUGCGAGCCCUGACCGGCAUGAUGUCCGGCCUGUCCGGCCGUCUUCGUGAGCUCCUCAACAACCUACGCCAAGAUGACCUGUCCGUUCAGGUCAUUGCCCUCCAAGAACUAUCGGAAAUACUUCUCGUGUCGAACGAGGACAACCUGUCGGGACACUUUUCUCCAGACGCCUUCGUCAAAGAGCUGGUACUACUAAUGAACAAGGAAGACAGCCCCGAAGUCAUGCUAUUGGCAUGCCGUUGUCUGGCAAAUCUUAUGGAAGCGCUGCCAGCAAGUGUGGCCAACGUCGUCUACGGCAAUGCGGUUCCCGUUCUUUGCCAGAAGCUCCUCGAGAUCUCCUUCAUCGACCUGGCCGAGCAGGCUCUCAGCACCCUCGAAAAAAUAUCGGCAGAGUAUCCCUCUAGUAUCGUCCGCGAGGGAGGUCUGACGGCUUGUCUGUCUUAUCUUGACUUCUUCGCCACGAGCACUCAGAGGACGGCAGUGACCACAGCAGCGAAUUGCUGCCGCAACAUCCCCGACGACUCUUUCCCCGUGGUAAAGGAGGUCAUGCCCAUUCUCCUCAACGUUCUCGGUAGCAGCGAUCAGCGCGUUGUUGAACAGGCGUCACUCUGUGUUUCUGGCAUUGUGGAGAGUUUCAAGUACCAGUCCGCGAAGCUCGAGGAGCUGGUGAGCGUCGAUCUGCUCCGUGCAAUUCUCAGACUCCUUGUUCCUGGCACGACGAACCUUAUCGGAUCCAACAUCCACACCCAGUUCCUGCGCGUCUUGGCAUUCACCGCCCGAGCCAGCCCGCGCCUAUCUACCGAGCUCUUCAAGCUUAACGUUGUCGAGACACUGUACCAGAUCUUGACUGGCGUCUCGCCACCGAGCGGCACCGAUGACGUGGCUUCCAAGUUGGACAGCGUGGUGGUCAUGCAGGCUCUUAUUCAUCGUCCCAGAGAGCAGAUCGUGGAGACCCUAAAUGUCAUUCUGGAGCUUCUUCCUAGCUUGCCGCGCAACGCUGACCCGUCUUAUGGGGACUUUGUUGAACUGCAUGCGUCCGCAGAGCCAAUCACCCCAUCCUCGCUUGGCGGCAGAAGCCGGCGCACUCCUAAUGAUAAGCGGAUUGAGCUCUUGGAAAACUGUAAGGAGGAAGUCCGUCGUUUCGCAUUGAUCAUUUUCCCGACAUUGACCGAUGCAUUUUCGAGCACGGUGAACCUAAGCGUUCGCCAAAAGGUUCUCACAGCGCAGCUCAAGAUGCUUUCCAAUCUGGACAAAGAUAUUUUGGCCGAAGCCUUGACACCCGUGCCUUAUGCCUCUUUUCUCGCAUCGAUUUUGUCUCAACGGGACCAUCCUUCCCUGGUAAUGCUCGGCCUUCAGGCGACAGAGCUUCUCCUCAGUCGCCUGGAUGAUAUUUACCGUUACCAGCUGUAUCGCGAGGGUGUCAUCUAUGAGAUCAAUAAGCUUGCAACUGAAGAAGAUUCAGAUGAGGACACACAGGAUGCCACAGGCGAGAAGAAACCUAAGAAACAUCGAAACUCCAGCACCGCUGAUGGUGCUUCGGACCAUGAGGAGCGCGAGUCGGAGGACGAGGACGGCAAUGAAAAUGACAAUGAUGACGAUGACUCCGAAGACUCCUCGGGAGACGAUGAGGAGGGCGAUGACGAAGACGACGAGAAUGGCGACCAAGAACAUGAGGUGGUCCCAGGAAAUCUUUCGCCGGCUAGUUCCAGGGGAUCUACUAUGUCUCUGGACGUCCCACCUCAUCGCUACGUGUCUGAUAUUCGAUCUAUGAAGUCCCGCAUCCGCGACGUGGCCACAAAAUUCCUAGAGACGCACGAAGGCGAAGGACACGGCCAAGCCAUGAAAUCCAAGGCGACGGCCAUCCUCAACACUCUCUCGGACCUGGCUGGAGACCUCGAAGACUUUUACCUCAAAAGGACCUCUACCAGUCUUUCCCAACAAGCUGGCAGAGAGCUUUUUGUCAAAUUGGCGUCGUAUUUCGACACGGACCUGCUUGAAAGCGUGACAAGCGCCGAGCUUCUUGCGUCUGGGCUCGUGCGAACGCUUCUCGAAGUUUUCAGCAAUCCGGACGAGGAGCUUGCUCGAGCCGCUCAAUCCACCUUUUUAGAGGUGUUCAUGGGUCACACUCUCAAGUCGAAACCGAAGACGGCCACCGCCGAAUCUCCAGCGACACCCUUCAGCGUGAUGAUACACAAGCUGCAAGACUUGCUCAGUAGGUCGGAGCAUUUUGAGGUGAUCACUGUGCAUCACAAUUCUUUCGACGGCAAUCGAAGCAGUCCCGCAUCGAUGCUGGGAAAGCAAAUCCGGCUUAGGCUGGUUGCAGACGAUGACUCCAACAUCCCACGGCCGUACAGGAACAUCAUGGUGUCUAUUCACGCGAUCGCCACCUUCAAGUCUCUAGACGAUUACCUCCGUCCACGAAUCAGUCUGGCAGAGCGUCCCCCAAGCGCGCGUCGAGACGGGCUUGCCAGAGCAUUUGCAGCCAUUAGUGGUGCUGCCGGUGGCUUGCCUCUGAGCAGUGCAGCUGCCGCCCGUCUCGUUGACCGCAGUCCCUUCUCAGGGCCUCUGAUCCCCCCUGUCGGAGGCCCUCCGCCGGCGGCUUCGACACCGUCAGGAUCGCGGCACUCGCGUCGCUCGAAGAAUAGGUCAUACCCGCCGGUUCAUGAUCCCUCCACUCCGGACCAGGCUGCGGGCCCUUCUCGCGAGAAGGGGGCUCUUCGUAGGUCGUCUCGACGUCACGCUGUUUCUGCUGAUACCCCUCCACCGCCCCGCCCGCCCCCCGCCGAUGACGACGACGUUCAGAGCACUUUAGAGUGCGCGGACGAGAAGCAGCUGUCUGAUGAAGAAGAAGAAGGUGAUGAUACGAGUGCCCUGGACGCCAUCGUUGGGGAGCUCGACGAGGAUAUGGAAGAUGGAGACGAGCCGUUGCAUGACCCGUCUGCUGUCAAUCUUGAGGUCGCUACUGGUGGCAAGAUCACAGCCCGAAAGGAAGACGGUACGCGAGUGCCUACUCCUAGAGGUUCUGGUCUGGCCACACGCACCGGCGGGGUUUCUGGCACCAGCUCCGGACAGGGCACACCGACGCCUUCGACCUCGGCCCCGCGAGCACAGGGCAUGUCGUACGCUUCCGCUCUGCAAGCUACGCCACAAGAUUGGCACAUCGAAUUCAGCUUCGACAGCAGGGUCAUUCCAAACGAGACGACGAUAUAUCGUGCAGUUCACACUUCGACGGCAACCCCGGACGAUCUGCUCAGUCGGAGCAUCUGGUCGGCGACUCACCCGAUCAAGUUCAGACGAGUUCCUGGUCCACCACCCACAGAGCCUCAGUCGUUCGGCUCCACCACGGAUGGUGAGGCAGAAACUGAAAAUGGCAUUCCGGCAUCGCUGGCCAAGAACCCUACGACGUCCUUCAUUCUGCGUCUGUUGAAUAUCCUCCAUGAGCUUAAUGCCAACAUUGAGGACGUCUUGGCCGAGAACCGCAACAGCACCAUUAGCCUCAACGUCGAGCCGCCUUCGCAGUUUGUCAACACGAAGCUUACAGCCAAGCUCAACCGUCAACUUGAAGAGCCCCUCAUCGUAGCCAGCAGCUGCUUGCCAAGCUGGUCCGAAGACUUGGCGCGCCUAUAUCCCUUCCUGUUCCCGUUCGAGACUCGACAUCUCUUCCUUCAGUCGACGUCCUUCGGAUAUGCUCGAUCGAUGGCACGAUGGCAGAAUGCGCAGUCUGGCGACGACAACCGUCGGGAUCGCAACAAUGACCGGCCAUUCCUCGGCCGCCUCCAGCGCCAGAAGGUACGAAUCUCGCGCCUCAAGAUCCUUGAGUCGGCGCUCAAGGUCAUGGAUCUGUACGGUGCUUCGCAGAGCAUUUUGGAGGUCGAGUACUUUGAGGAGGUCGGCACUGGCCUCGGCCCCACGCUGGAGUUUUACUCGACGGUGUCGAAGGAGUUCUCCAAGAAGAAGCUCAAGCUCUGGCGCGAGGUUGACUCUGUUGGGCCUGACGAAUUUGUCUCAGGACCCGUUGGACUGUUUCCUCGUCCCCUUAGCCAAGAGGAGCUGUCGGCGCCAAAUGGAGAACGCAUCCUCCACCUCUUCAAGAUGCUUGGAAAGUUUGUGGCACGAUCCAUGAUUGACUCACGGAUCGUUGACCUACAUUUUAACCCCAUUUUCUUCCGCAUUGGAGAUGGUCCUUCCACGGGUGUGAAGCCGUCCCUAGGCGCAGUCAAACUUGUUGACCCAGGCUUGGCGCGCUCGCUCAAGGUCAUCAAAAAGUUUGCUCUCGCAAAGAAGGAGAUUGACGAAGACGCAAAGCGAUCUCCCGCGCAGAAGGUGGCCGACACGACAGACCUCGUCGUAGAUAACGUCCGCCUCGAGGAUCUUUGCCUCGACUUCACGCUGCCAGGGUACCCCAGCAUCGAGCUCGAGGAUAACGGGUCCCACAAGCGAGUUACUAUGGAGAACGUGGAGGCCUACUUGGACAAGGUCAUCGACAUGACCCUUGGCUCAGGUGUGCGCCAGCAGGUGGAUGCUUUCCGUUCGGGCUUCUCGCAGGUCUUCCCCUACUCAGCCCUGAGCGCUUUCACUCCCGAUGAACUUGUCAGCUUGUUCGGCAAGGUGGACGAGGAUUGGUCCCUUGAAACCCUCACCGACUCCAUCAAAGCCGAUCACGGCUACAAUAUGGACAGCCGAAGCGUCAAGAAUCUCCUGCAGACAAUGGCCAGUUUUGACACGCCGCAGCGUCGAGACUUCUUGCAGUUUACUACCGGUAGCCCAAAGCUUCCGAUUGGAGGUUUCAGGAGCUUGACCCCCAUGUUCACCGUGGUGUGCAAGCCCAGCGAGCACCCGUAUACGUCUGACGACUACCUACCCAGUGUCAUGACCUGCGUGAACUACCUGAAGCUACCCGACUACACUACGGUCGAUAUUAUGAGGAAGCAGCUAUUCACAGCCAUGAAGGAAGGACAGGGUGCCUUCCAUCUGUCGUAAAUGUGGCAACAGUUGAAGGAGAUUAAAAGCCGCUGAAGGAACUCCUGAUGUCAGGUUUAGAGGAGCCAGUCUCCCGCAUGUAUCAUGAAGGACAAUAGGAACGCUGCAUUCCGGGGCGCCUGUAACGAAGGGGGUGCCAUUUCAGAAUUAUACUUGUGCACCGCACAAGACUAACAAGGACAUAGGAACUACUCGGGAAGGAGAAAGCGCAAAAAGCAAAGGUGAUAGACAGGUUCAUGGCUCUGCGGGCAUGCUUUGUUGGUAAGGCGAAACGGUAGUUUCUAUGGAUUCCUUGUUGCCGGGCCGGAGAGGGCAUGUCCCGGACUCGCAGAAGUAUCGAUGUAUAGGCAGAACAAUGAGAGAAAUUGGUCAC